AUGCUGUCCGACUGUCUGUCCGCCGAGAGCGAGCAGCGCUGCCGCCGGCUGCUAGCGGGGAGCACGGCCCGGUGCCGCGCGCACCCCGCGGCGGCCGCGGUGCUCGUGCCGCUGUGCGUGGUGUGCCAGGCCCCGGCGCUGCUCUACACGCUGCGGUCCCGCCGCCUGGUCGGCAGACACAAGGGCGAAGUCAGUUUCCCAGGUGGCAAGUGUGACCCUGCAGACCAGGAUGUGGUACACACGGCCCUGAGGGAGACCCUGGAGGAGCUGGGCCUGGCCGUGCCAGAGAAGUGUGUGUGGGGGAUCCUGCACCCCGUGCACGACCGGCAAAAGGCCUCCGUGAUGCCCGUGCUGGCCAGCCUGGGACCCCUGGAUCCCCAGAACCUCAAACCCAAUCUGGACGAGGUGGAUGAGGUGUUUGCACUGCCCCUGGCCCACCUGCUGCAGGCGCAGAAUCAGGGCUAUACCCACUUCUGCCAAGGAGGUCACUAUCGCUACACCAUGCCUGUCUUCCUGCAUGGGCCACACCGCAUCUGGGGACUCACUGCCAUUAUAACAGAGUUUGUGCUGCAGCUGCUGGCGCCCGGCAGCUACCAGCCCCGCCUGGCUGGCUUCCGAGUGCCCAAGUACUGAGGUCCCACCCGCAGCAGCCCCUUGCUUUUGGCUAGCCAGGUGGAUUCUACUCCAGGUCUGAAUAAAAAAACCUGUCACCCA
This is a messenger RNA of Echinops telfairi (small Madagascar hedgehog), 714 nucleotides long. RefSeq names its product nudix hydrolase 8 (gene NUDT8). The transcript is spliced from 4 exons. Gene Ontology annotation, molecular function: coenzyme A diphosphatase activity. The coding region runs from base 1 to 633 and encodes 210 amino acids. NCBI's taxonomy places the organism in Eukaryota, Metazoa, Chordata, Mammalia, Afrosoricida, Tenrecidae. The record is from RefSeq and is a predicted model, not a curated record.